Molecule: messenger RNA, 456 nt
Organism: Puccinia graminis f. sp. tritici CRL 75-36-700-3
Lineage: Eukaryota; Fungi; Basidiomycota; Pucciniomycetes; Pucciniales; Pucciniaceae
Exons: 2
Coding region: 1-456 (151 amino acids)
Source: RefSeq, a predicted model, not a curated record
AUGCCUCCAAAAUCCACCACCAAAUCGGCUGCCUCCAAAACUCUACCAAAAAAGCAAACUGUGAAGCCAAAAAAAAUAAAAGCUUGUUUGAUCAAGGUUCUUGAUGAUGAAGUCAACAAGAAAGGUGAAAUACCGUCAAAGAAAACAAAGCUUGAUGUCCAAGAAGAGGACAAACAAAAAAGCCAACCAUCCAAAAAUUCAACCGACAAACCUACUAAAAAACCACGCAAAGGUGGGCCGGCCAAGAAGAAGGUACCUGCCAACGACAACAGUGACAAAGAAGAAGCUUCUAAGCGGGCUCCAAACUACAAGGAUGAUGAGGACAUUGAACUCUGUCGCUUGUGGCUUGAAAUAACCAAGGACCCACUCAACUCGACAAACAAGAAGGUACCUCCCAACAACGACAGUGACAAAGAAGAAGCUUCUAAACGGGCUCCAAACUACAAGGAUGACUGA